Magnolia sinica is the source of this 2853-nucleotide messenger RNA. RefSeq names its product receptor-like protein 7. Gene Ontology annotation, molecular function: protein binding. The transcript is spliced from 4 exons. The coding region runs from base 1 to 2853 and encodes 950 amino acids. NCBI's taxonomy places the organism in Eukaryota, Viridiplantae, Streptophyta, Magnoliopsida, Magnoliales, Magnoliaceae. The record is from RefSeq and is a predicted model, not a curated record.
AUGGCUCUCCCCUUUUCUUCUAAAAACCCAUCAUUUCUCAUUGUCUUCUUUUUAUCAUCUCUUCUCUUUCUCAAUACCCAACAAUGCAACCAUCACCACUUCUCUGCUUUGCUCGACUUAAAGAAUGGCUUUUACUUCCCUCCUCUCCCCUCUUGGAAUUCAAACAACUCCGAUUGCUGCUCUUGGGAAGGCAUCACGUGUGAUGGACCCACUGGUCACGUGAUCAGCCUCGACCUCAGUGGCCUUCGGAUCAGGGGUCGGAUUGAUUUUGAAAGCCUCUUUCGUCUUCGGAGCCUGCGAAGGCUCAACCUCGCUUACAAUGAUUUUGAUGGCUCUCCAAUCCCAUCUGGGUUUGAACAGCUCACCAGUUUGACCCAUCUCAACCUCUCUCAGUUAUCCUUUUAUGGCCAAAUCCCACUGGAAAUCUCCCGCUUGAUCACUUUGGUUUCUCUCGAUCUUUCUUUCAAUCUAUAUUACAAUGGUUCAUCCUUCAAAUUCCUGAAACUCGAAAACCCAAGCAUUGGAGCAGUCGUCCAAAACCUGUCCAAUCUGAGUGAACUCUAUCUGGACUGGGUACACAUCUUACUGCAGGGCCAGACCUUAGAUUUGCCACUCCCUACUCUCCGCAAGUUGAUCUUACAAGAAUGUGAUAUUUCAGGCUCCAUCUAUUCUUCCCUUUUGCAGCUCCAUUUCUUAUCUGAACUCGACCUCAGCGGAAACAAUCUAUCCUCUGCAGUGCCCAAUUUCAUAGGGAACUUAUCCUCAUUGACGUCCCUGCUCCUUACAGAUUGUGGAUUGCAUGGAAAAUUCCCUCAGAGUGUUUUCCAGAUGACAAAUCUACAAAUCAUUGGCAUAUCAGACAAUCCACUUGUAGCUAUCAAUUUGCCAGAGUUCCCUCAAAACAAUACUCUACAGCAAUUGAUCCUUUCACACACUGGACUUUCAGGAAAGUUACCAGAUUCUCUCAGUAAUCUCAAAUUCUUGACUCAUUUAGACCUCAGCAAUUGCAACUUGUCAGGAUCAUUACCAUCCUCACUUUGGAACCUUACCAAACUGCAAUAUCUGGAUCUUUCAUCCAAUAAAUUGAGCGGCCCAAUUCCUUCUUCAUAUGGAAAUGAGCUUCUGAAUCUCAAAGAGAUAGGCUUACAGAAUAAUUUGCUUAAUGGGACCAUUCCAUCAUCAUUGCUUUCACUCCCAUCAUUAUAUCAGCUGGACCUCACAGGUAACCAAUUUAGUGGUCAACUUGGUGAGUUCCACAAUGCCUCUUCUUCACUGCUGGAGUACAUCCAUUUGGGUAACAAUAAAUUGCAGGGGAUGAUACCCAGAUUUAUCUUUCAACUUACCAAGCUUCAAACACUUAAGGUUUCUUCCAAUAAUUUCAGUGGUGUUGUAGAGAUGGGCUUAUUUCAAAACCUCAAAAAACUUUACUCUCUGGAUCUUUCAGAUAACAACUUGUCAGUCCAAUAUGGCAGUGGUAAUUCCACAUUUGUUUUCAUCCCCCAGUUUCAAUCUUUGUUGUUACGAUCUUGCAACAUCACCACAUUUCCAAAUUUCUUGAGAAAUCAAGUGCAGUUGAGGCAACUGGACCUUUCCUACAAUAAAAUUAGUGGUGAAAUACCCAAAUGGAUAUGGGAGGGAAUGGAACCAUCUCCCCAUCUUUCGUUGAGUUCCUUGCAAUACCUUGACCUUAGCUCCAACAAGCUAGAAGGCUCACUUCCUAUCCCACCACCUUCCAUCUUUUUCUUUUCAAUUCCACCAUGUUUGGGUGAGAUUGGUGAUGCCCUGUCUGUGUUGAAUCUUCAAGGAAAUGCUUUCAAUGGCACCUUACUUCAGACAUUUAAAGAGGGAUGCAACAUACAAACGCUUGAUCUCAGUGGGAAUCAAUUAGAGGGCCAAGUGCCAAGGUCUCUGGCUAAUUGCAAAAUGUUGGAGUUAUUAAACUUGGGAAACAAUCACAUACAUGACACCUUCCCUUUAUGGUUGGGAGAUUUGUCCCAGUUGCGUGUUCUUGUCUUGAGAUCCAACCAAUUUCAUGGCACCAUUGGGCAUCCUCUAACAAAUCAAGUUUUUCCUCUGUUACAAAUUUUCGACCUCUCUUUCAAUAGCUUUGAGGGUAAUUUGCCAUCAAAUAUGUUCAAGAGCUGGAAGGCAAUGAUGGAAGACGACAAAUCCCAAUCUUUGGUCCUUGGAAAAAUGAUAAACAGAAGUUCCAUAUACUAUCAAAACAAAGUGUCUGUAGUGAGCAAAGGGCUAAUGAUGGAAGUGGUAAAGAUCCUUACUGCCUUCACUGUAGUGGAUCUCUCGGAGAACAAAUUUCAUGGGGAUAUCCCGGAAUCAAUUGGGGAUCUAAAGUCACUCCUUGUGCUCACUAUGUCCAACAAUGAUUUAACCGGCGGAAUUCCAACAUCACUUCAGAAUCUAAGGGAUUUAGAGUCAUUAGAUCUCUCGCAAAAUAAAUUGUCUGGAGAGAUCCCUUGGCAGCUAACAGAUCUAACAUUCCUUGCAGUGUUGAAUCUCUCACAAAAUUUCCUCGUGGGAAAAAUACCACAAAGCCGGCAAUUUCUUACAUUUAACAGCGAAUCAUUCAAAGAGAACUCAGGAUUGUGUGGACCUCCACUAUCAAAGAAAUGCGAAGAUGCAGAGAGUGCACCACCGUCCCCUCUGUCAACAUUACAAUCUGAAAGGAAAUAUGAUUGGGAAUUAAUGUGGAUAGGAUUUGGAGUUGGACACGGAGUACGAAAACGUCUGUCUUCCUUCAGCAACUCAGAUCGACAGACCAUGGUUGGGACAAUGGCAACAAAGCCAAAUCCAACAUUUGAGUUUUCAAAGAGAAGGCCAGUCUCCAAGCUCUAG